Molecule: messenger RNA, 5313 nt
Organism: Alnus glutinosa
Lineage: Eukaryota; Viridiplantae; Streptophyta; Magnoliopsida; Fagales; Betulaceae
Exons: 5
Coding region: 179-1174 (331 amino acids)
Molecular function (GO): nucleic acid binding; zinc ion binding
Source: RefSeq, a predicted model, not a curated record
GACUAGCCCGUGGAACCAUAGAACCCGACUGACCCAGCAGCCCAUCCCGGCGGCCUGCUAAGCUAAACCCCGUGAGCUUGAAUCCAAACCGGCAAUGGUAGAGACUUCCGGCGAGCAGUGAAGUCCGAACCAUUGAACCCAGAUGACGAACUGAAAAACGGUACAAAAGAACUAAAAGAUGCCGCCUUAUCGACGUCGUAAGAAUCAGGACAAACAUCACCAUGGAAACGGUAACGGAAGGAUUCCACCUCCACCUCCACAAUUCUAUGAAGCCUUAAUCCAAUUCAUGGCUGACACCUCUAGGCAACUCGCCGAAACGAUAGCACAAAUGCCACAACCCAACAACCAAGCUGAACCCUUAGGUUGCUCACUUCGUGACUUUGCUAGUCACAAUUUCCGAUCAUUCGAGGGUAUUGAAGGACCAAACGCGGCAGAGGCAUGGCUCACAGAUAUCGAGGUAUUAUACGAUACUCUUGGCUGUACCGACGAACAGAAGGUUAGUUAUGUUGUAUUGAGGUUGACGGGCGAAGCUGGAAGAUGGUGGACCGCGAAGAAAGUAUUGUUGAAAGAACCCCCAAACGAGACAAUAAUCACAUGGGAACUCUUCAAAAUUGAAUACAAUCGACGAUUUUUCCCUAGAGCUCAAAGGCAACUGAGAGCCAUUGAAUUCCAAAAUCUAGUCCAGGGUGACAUGACUGUGGAACAAUACUUUGCCCGAUUCAUAGAACUCGCUAGGUUCGCAGUUAACCUAAUUCCAGAUGAAGAAUCAAAGGCUGAACGCUUCGAACACGGUCUCAAUCCUCAAAUCAAGGAAAGGGUCAUAUGUCACGAAAUUAAGGACCUCGCCAGGUUAGUAGAAGUGGCAUCUCUUGCAGAGAAAGGAAUUCGCGAAUCAGCAGCAGCCUACAACCUAGAAAGGCAAGAAGCACAGCAGGCAGUACCUCCGACAAAAAGGCUAACAAUAGGAAAAGAUUCCAAGCCAACUAUUAACAAAAACUUUCCGCCCACAUUUGGAAAUCAAAAAUCUCGCUGUGAUACGUGUGGUAAAUUGCAUACGGGAGAAUGUAAGAUAACUAGUUCAAUUUGUUUUAAGUGUGGUAAGUUUGGUCAUUAUAAGAGAAGCUGCCCUACAAAACUUACCGGAGGAUCGAAGUCGCAAAGAGGCAGUUAUUAACAAUAAAACUUGUACGAGCACGAACGUAAUUCCCUGUUCUUAAUGUUGCUAAAGAAAUUACAGAUGUGGAGAUAGUCACCGUGUAAAGUAAACUUGCAAACAGGACCUUUUCUGCACCAUUCCCGGAGAAUACUGGUAUGCUUAUACCUGCAGGUAUUUCAUAAUACUGCAGUUAGUUAGUUAUUGUUGUUAGUAAAGAAGUGCUAGAUCGAAUAAAAUACCUGGCUAAGCCUCAGAGCGGAAAACCCUAAGAUCUUGGACUGCACGCAAGAGAUCCUGGUAUUGUUCUUGGAGACGAUUAUUGUUCUGCUCCAAGUCAGCAUACCUCUUUUCCAAAUCUUUCGCAUACGAAUCUACCACCUUCUUCAGCUUUUUAUUCUCUUGCUGAAGGACCCGAUUCCUUCGCCUAAAGUCCAUAUACAUUCGCUGCAAAGUCAAAAUUUGAGCUUUCAGCGCUUGAAUUUCAUUUCCUCGAACUUGCAAGCGUCGAGCCAUAUUUGCAACAGAGGAAGCGCCCUGAAUACUGAAAGCCAAAGAGUCAUUGAUGGCUUGAGCAUCAGUCCUAUCCGCCAACAACUUUUCAUCUCGGGGAGUCAUGAUGCCUUGAGCUACGGAUGCAGCUACUGCAUCACUCAGCAUCACAGAGUCAUUAGUCAGAAGAGGACCCCUCUGAGAUAAGAACAAUGGACGCCAAAUUUCUGGUACUACAGGCGCAGUAUUUAGAUCAAAAUUAUUUUGAGAGGAUGAGGAAGCCAUUUUUGGAAAAACUAAGGAAAUGAUGAUACUCCUCAAAGAACCUGAAGGAGAAAAGAUGAAGCGGUUAUUCGAAAGAUCUGAAGGAAGAAAAGAGAACUUAAUCAGUGAACGAGACGCAGUCUAAUCAACGUCAUUCGGAGCGCAGCUGCCACUACCACUAGUAGACAACUCUCGAAUCGCGAGCUCUCUUUCUUUUCGGCUUUCACCCUUUUCACCUUCUCGAAUUCCGAAUUCACCCAAUGACUUUUCCGGAUUUCUCGCCGCACCUUUCGCACCUUGCAGAGCUGGAAGAGCACCUCGAGAUAGAGCUGAAUGAGCAUUCCGAGAAAGGGAUGGAGAUAUUACGAUCCACUGUCGGCACCACUUGCACCGUCCCCUCUCAAAUCUCCUCUAUAAAUUCACUCGUCUUCUCUCUUGCAAAGCACACCUUUGAGCUCUCAAUCCUUCACACUUUGAAAGCCAACAUGUUUCUUCUGGUCUAAACUUAUCAUCGCUCCUGAGAUAGAAGAUGUAGUACCACCACCUCAAACCUAAAUCAAGAAAAAUGCAGCAUCACAACCAGAUUCACAAACAACGAAGCAGGACUAUCCUUGAUCUUAACAUCUAGAAGCAGGAUUAUCCUUGAUCAUGCUUCUGAGAUGAAGUAUCUUUCUCUUCCUUCGCAUCACCAUAAAAUUUUCUGGCAUCUACUCUCAAUCCGGUGAUGGCGAUUUACGACAGAAGAGAAAGCACAACCGAUAUGAGUACCGCACUCAUAUCCUUUCCAGAUUGCUUGCCUCAUCUUCCCCACCUUCCUCUCCUUCUUGGUUUCCAUGUUUCUAUUUGGCAAGCUUUCCAGCAAAAUUAUCAGAAAACAUCAUCACAAAAGAAAUUUGUUGUACAAGAAAUUUUUUUUCAAUAAUGAGAAAUAUAUUCUUUUCUGCAAUCUACACCUCGGCUUGGCUUAAUUUGUCGUACGGUGUUGAGUGCUUGUUUAUUUUUCUUGUUUAAUAAAAAAUCUGUAUCGCUAGACUUAAAAUUUAGGACUCUAAAUCUUCCCUUAAUGUAAACUUUAUGCAUUGCAUAGUUUACGAAUUUCGAGGACGAAAUUCUGUUAAGGGGGGAGGAAUGUAGCGCCCCAGUUUUUAAAACAUAUUAAUAAUUUCAUUAAAGAUGAAAAAUGAUUAUUUAUGUGAAUAAAUAAACGUUCAAUUGUCUUAUAAAUAUUUUCAACUAAUUUAAUGAACUGUGUUUUAAUAAAACUGGUAAUUAUUUUAUUUAUAACCAAAUAUUACUGAGUUAAAAUAGACAAAAGAUUAAUCAUUAGAUUAAUUAUCUUUAUUUUAUAGUUGUGCAAAAUAUUAUUUUGACACUUUAUUAUUUAGUAUAAUAAAUACUAUGUCUAUUAAACUUCGUAAUAAAAUGUUUUCAUUUAUGAAACGAACUAGACUCAAAACGGGUUUAAAAUGUUACUCUAGUGAUUUAUUAAAUUGAUAAAAACCUAGUGUAAAAAUACACUGCAGAUUAACUUGAUCUGCAGGAGAUUCGAUAUAUAAUUUAUUGCUUUAAAUUAAUCAACCACUUAUCUGUUUUAAAAUCAGCCGACCUCCACUAUUUUUAUUAAACUCUCCAGCUCAGGCACUCAUUACAGCCAUUCACUCUCCAGCUCAUGCACUCAUUACAGCCAUUCACAAUUGCUGCCUAAGCCUUUUCGGGCCUUUAUAACUGACUCCCUCUACAUCAGAAACUCACACCUCGCUGAUUACUAAAGCUUCCUCCUUCUUUAUUUAUUGUUUUCUUUCUCCUCUUUUUCAAUCUUUCUUUCUGUUCCUUCUGUUUGAAGUGAGUCAGAGAGAAACAGAGUGAGUGAGAGGGCGAGAUGAGAGAGAUCAGGAGAGGACCCACGACCCGGUGAAACCAAGAGCAACCCAGCACCAUUUCAGCAAGCCGGCCUUCGGUGCUUGAACCCGUGGACUGUGACCAGCAGCUCGGCAGCAGCCAAAACCAGCCGAACCCCACGAACCACGCCGACCAUGCAGCUGGAACCGUACACCACGAUCCGUCCAACCCAGACCGUGCAUGAUUCUGUCAACGUCGAACCCAUCCCAAGCCGAGGCUCAACCGUGCAUGGCGUCAAGACUCAGACCCACAGCCGUGUUCCAUGAACCCGGAAGCCAUAUCCGGUGUGCUGACCCGGACACCCAACCCAUCCAGCUGAACCCACUGAUCCAGAACCCCCUUACCCAGCAGACCCGUAACCCAGUGAAACCGUAGCAGCAAACACCAAGUCUGUAGAGGCUCGUGCGUGAUCCCAGCCGAGACUAGACUAUGAACCCAUAUGCCGAAACUAUGAACCAGACCAUGCAGGCAGAGAACCAGUGACCGGCAAACCUGGAAACGGUCCAAACCAACCCAGAAACUGCCGUGAAAUCGUGACCCCGUGAGCCCAGCAUGCGACCGUGACCUGAAACCAGCCAUCCCAGCCGAGACUAGCCCGUGGAACCAUAGAACCCGACUGACCCAGCAGCCCAUCCCGGCGGCCUGCUAAGCUAAACCCCGUGAGCUUGAAUCCAAACCGGCAAUGGUAGAGACUUCCGGCGAGCAGUGAAGUCCGAACCAUUGAACCCAGAUGACGAACUGAAAAACGGUACAAAAGAACUGUGAGUAUUCCUUACUCACUCAGGGUGAUACAAGUAGAGCUUUCUUUAAUAUAUGAUUUCCUGCUUUAUUUAAUAUGUAUGCAUCUUGUUUGGAGCAUAUUGUUUGUAUUAGGUCAUGUUUUAGUAUUAGGGCAUAGAGACAGAUAGGAAGCCGUGAGAGAGUGACAGACAACCCAGCAGGUGGGUUUGAAGCUCUGUGAGUGAUAGACAACCCAGCAGGUGGGUUUGAAGCUCUGUGAUGGAUUGAAACUCUGCGUGAGAUAGACAUCCAUGGAUUUUGUGGGAUUUGAGGCCCUGUGAGAGAUAGACAACCCUAGUAUGUGGGUUUGGUACUCUGAGAGGGAUAGACAACCCAGGAACUGAGGCCUUAAGAAAAAGGAUCCUCAGUGAAAGGCCGUAGAAAAUGAUAAGGAUUUCAGAUUGUCAUCAUAUUGUUGCACUGCAUUUUGUUGCAUCGCAUAUAUUUAAAUAAAUCAGUAAUCUUUUAUUAUUGAAAGCAGUUGACUGACCCAUAUAUUUAUAUAUGGGCGGUUUAGCCAAUUAUGCAGGUACGAAAGAUUAAAGCUCAAGAGAUGUUAUAGCUAUGGAUGCAUAGUUUAUAUUCUUCAGUGUUAUUAGCAUUUUAUGUUGACAAAGUUACUAGUGAUUUUAUAUGUAUGCUUUCGUGUCAUUAUGGACACCUAUUUCCUUGUAUUUGUUACAAGUAUUUUUUUCUAAUGAAAAUCUAGAGGUAUUUAAUUUAAA